Messenger RNA from Prunus persica (peach), 1347 nucleotides. RefSeq lists its product as uncharacterized. The record is from RefSeq and is a predicted model, not a curated record. The transcript is spliced from 5 exons. Lineage: Eukaryota; Viridiplantae; Streptophyta; Magnoliopsida; Rosales; Rosaceae. Bases 1 to 1347 code for a protein of 448 amino acids.
AUGGAACAAGAAAUGUCACCACAAAAGAAUGAAGCUGAAAACCAACCAAAGCGCAGAAUCAAAAUGAUGGCUCAAAAGAUCAAAAUAAAGCCAAAGCCAAACUAUGAUCGGAAAGCAAAGCACCCGGACUAUGUCCAAUUUCGGUGCAAUGCCUAUGCUUUCAACAGCAUCAUUAGAGACAUAAAGGACAAGCUCAAUGAAAGGCAGAAGAAGCUUCUCAAGAAAACUCCUUUCUGGAACUUGAUCGAGCUGUUUUACCGCCAGAGAAUUGACAUGAAUAACAUGAAUAAGUCGGACCUUGACUUAGUACAGCUGCUCAAGAAAUUUGAUCCGGAUACAAAGUCCUUCAAAUUUGGAACCAAAUCAUUCCAAAUCACAGGCAAUGUAGUGACUCGGAUUCUAGGACUGCCAAAUGAAGGCAAAUCUGUCAAACUUGUCAAUGAUAGGUACACUGCUACCUUCAGAACAAGGCACUUUGGAGAAAAGGGAAAACCAUCAAAAAACCAGGUAGAAGCAGAAUUACAAAAGACAAUUGCCUUGGCAAACCAACCGAAGAAAGAAAAGGCAAAGACAGAGCAAAAGAAAAAAACGAACAAAGGAAAAGAAAAGAAAGAAGCUGAAGAAGAAGAAGAAGAAGAAGUUGAUUACGACAAGGAGGUGGUCAGCCUAAUAUUGAUUCUGCUGUGCAUGACAUUCCUUUUUGCCAACUCUUCAUCUACUUUGCAUUGGAAAUUAUUUGAGCACUGUGUGAAUCUAGACACACUUUCAAGCUAUUCGUGGGCAAGAGCUGUUUCAGCCUACAUGAAUGAAUCCUUGACCGCAAAAGCAAAAGCAAAAGCAAAGAAGGGAGGAGAAGCCUCUAUAGGAGCUGUUUCGGGUUGCACUAUCCUAAUAUUGUUUCUACUGUGUGAGAGGACAAACAUCAUACAACCAAUCCUUGGCAAGGAGAAAGAAACUCCUGCCAUUCUUAAAUGGAGUCUUGUGGAACUCCACACAAGAUUCAACCAAAUAAAGGACUUGAAUGACAUCGAGGGUAUUUUCAAAACUCCUAAAAAGCGAAAAACUACCAGGGAAGAGGAAGACACUGUUGAGAAGGGUAUUUUGAAAACAUAUAAAAAGAGAAAAACUACCGAAGAAGAGGGAGACCCUCUUGACAAGGAAAAAGAAAAAGAAGAUGAUGAGGGACAACAAGGAGAAGCAGAGGAAGCAGAAAACCAAGGAAAACCUGAUGAUGCUGAUCAAACUCCAGAAUUAAAAGAGGCUGGAAAGAAGAAAAUGUUUGAGAAUGAAGCUGGAAAAGAACCUCUUGCAAUUCAAGACCUCUUGGUGAAGUCCAUGACAGACUAA